AUGGGGAAGUCAUGGAUCACUGACAUCUAUGAGAUUCCUGAGCCUGAUCGCAUUCGCUCAGCUGAUGGACAAUUGCGGUGGUUUGACCUAAUACGUGGAUGCCUCCAAGAAGGUGACAGAGCGUUAGCAUCUGAUGAACAGAAGAAGGUAUGCACGAAUCCAAGAUGUGUGUUUCUCUAUGAGAAAACAAAGAAAGAGGCGAAAGAGGCGAAAGAAGCAAAUGUGAAGAUGAUCAAAGAGGUCGGCGAACAAAGACACGAACUGCAGGAGCUUGAACGGAAAUUUGAAGAAUCCUUAGCCAGUCAUGAGGGCCUUGUCAACGACUCAGCGAUACUUAGAAGCGAGAUGGAAUGUGAAAAACAUAAGCGAAAGCAACUCGAAAUGACUUUGAGUGAAAAGGAGAAACUAGCAAAGCACGCUAUGGAGAUGUACAAACAAAAAGAGCUUGAGCUGGAGGAGAAACUACAUUCAAAAGAGCUGCACAUCGGAACAAUGGCGGAACACUUAAAGAAGACAGAAGAGACGGCAAGACGUGAGGUUGAGCGACUACAGACCGAAACGGACGACGAAAGAGCGAGAUCUGAGAAAGAGAGGGCUGAAAGGCGCUCAUUGGCAGCAGAAAUGACAAAGAAACUCGAGUCUAAGCAACAACACGUAGACAAUUUGACAGAAAUCGUAGGAGAGAAAGAACGAAAUGAGACGACACUAAGACAACAAAUUGAAGAGCUAAACAAAUACAGAAAGCAAGACAAAGCAAGAGCUGAAACAGAGAAGCGCUCAUUGGCAGCAGAUAUGGCGAAGGACCUCGAGUUUAAGCAACAGCAUGUUGACACUUUGACAGAAAUCGUAGGGGAGAAAGAGCGAAAUGAGACGACUCUAAGACAGCAAGCUGAAGAGCUAAGGAAAGGAAGAGAAAAAGACAGAGCGCAAUUUGGAAGCUGGAAGAAGAAGUUUGACUAUAAUGAACAGCUUAGGGAGCAACUUGAGCGUGAGACCUGGAAGCUGAGAACCAAAAUUCAACUAGAAAGUGAAAUUCGAUCAGCAGAGCAGAAGAAAAAAGCAGAGACACCUCAAUGGAGAUUAUUACGCUGGGUGACUCUUGGAAAAUGGGCCCGGGAUGGAAUAACUCCCUCUCAAGAUAAUUCCAGGGGAGAAGUCUAUUCAUCAGAAAGGAGCAAUGCACCAAAAGCAGAUGGGGAACUACCCAAUGAUGAGUUUGCAGACAUCUUGAAGCAGAUAGCUGACGAUCUUUCCGAUGAGGCCAAGAUCGAUAGCUUGGGUAGUCAGCUUGGAAUUUUACAGGGUGACAUAGCAAGAGCUCUCAAGACCAACAUGAGAUACGAACAGAUCACCAGUAGAGGAACCCAUCUCAUGCUGAAACAAUGGAGAGAAGGUGUGUCCAGUGAAGAUGAGCAGAACGAACUAAGGAGGGCGCUUGUGGCUGCCAAGUUGUUAGACCUUGCUGUACAUUAUUUACCACAAGGAGAAGGAGCAGGACCAGAACAGCCUCAGAAAAUGACAGAUUCUCACCAGCUAUUAUGGAUAGAUAGCACUCCAUCAGCGCAAGGAUCCUCAGGUGGACAAACCAAGACACGGGAGACUACUGCAGCCACUGGCCAAUCUCGUCUACACGACCAGUCAUCCAAGAACCAGGGGGACGAGCCGAGUGAAUGGAUGGACCAACUUUCUGAAGAACUAUCAAACCAGAGCACUGCUGGUGUACAUGACACAUCCAAAGACAAGCCCUAUGGAGGAUUGACAGGACUAGAACACCUUCAGAAAAUAGGAGAAGCACCAGGGUCCUCAGGAGGACAGGACAAGACCAAUAAGCCUACAGCAACAACUCACCAAGCUCUUGACGACACGUCACCCAAGAACCAAAGGGAGGAGGCGAGUGAAGGCAUGGACCAACAUUCUGAAGAAUCAUCAAUCAACAAUAUCGCUGAUGAUGUACGAGAAACAUCCGUAGAUGUGUCAUCUAACGAGCCGUUUGCUGAGGGAACUAGCACAUCGGAUGAACGGGGAAAGGCUGUACCUUGUGAUGAUGAACGAGUGGUGUUUCCUGAUAAGCUUGUCAUUGGUAUAAUAUAUCCGUACGGAUGUGCUCCUGAUACACUCCCCGCCUUGAUCAGACGCGCUCUUCAUGGAGACGUAGAGGCGAGCAAGAUUGCUGAUAAGUGUGAAACAUCUACAGAUGAUCAGGAGGAAUACCUCACCGAUUCUAUAUCUGUCAUCAUAAGAAGUCGUUUUGGUUGCGUCCCUCUCUGUGCCAUACGCUCUACCGGGAGACGUGAAGCCAUCGAAAAAGCGAAAACUGAUUUGAAUCAUCUCGGGAUCACUGAUAUUUACGAAGUAGAUCUGGAUGAUCACAUUCUCUCAGAUGAGGAUCAGUUGCAGUGGCUUGACCUAAUACAUGGAUGCCUUCAAGAAGGUGACAGAGCGUUAGCAAUUAAUGAACUGGAGAACGUAUACACGAAUCCGUGUGAGUUGCUCUAUGACGAAACCAAGAAAGAGGCAGAAGAACCAAACCAGACGAUGUUUAAAGAAGUCCAAAACGUAAAACAGGAAAAGAGGUCACUACAGUACGAAAUUAAGGGCAUUGAACAGAAAUAUGAAGAAUCCUUAGCAAGUCAUGAAAGCCUUGUCAACGACAAUGCAAUACUUAUGAGCGAGAUGGUACGCGAAAAAGAAAAGCGAAAGCAAGUUGAAAUGAAUUUGAGUAGAAGUGAGAAAGUUGCAAAGCGCGAUAUGUCGAUAUACAAACAACUAGAGCUAGAGCUGAAGGAGAAACUUAAAUCAAAAGAGCUGCGCAUCAGAACAUUGGAAGACAAAUUACAGAAUACAGAGGAGACGGCAAGACGUGACGUCGAGCGACUACAGACCGAAACGGACGACGAAAGAGCGAGAUCAGAGAAAGAGAGGCACUCCUUGGCAGCAGAAAUGACGAAGAAACUCGAGUCUAAGCAACAACACGUAGACAAUUUGACAGAAAUCGUAGAGGAGAGAGAGCGAAAUGAGACGACACGAAGACAGCAAGUUGAAGAGCUCAGAAAAGAAAGAGAGAGAGACAGAGUGCAAUGUGAGAAGGACAAACGGUCAGGAGAAUUAAGCUGGAAGAAGGAGCUUGAUUAUAAUAAACAGCUUGAGCGUGAGAACUGGAAGCUGAGAACUAAAAUUCAACUAGAAAGUGAGAUACGAUCAGCAGGGCGGAAGAAGAAAGCAGAGACACGUCAAUGGAGUUUCAUUCGCUGGGUGACUCCUAGAAAACAAAUUCAGGACGAUCAUUCAAGGGGAGAAGUCUGUUCAUCAGAAGGGAGCAAUGCAUCAAAAGCUGAGGCGAAACUAUCCAAUGAUGAGUUUGCGACCAUCUUGAAGCAGAUAGCCGAUGAUCUUUACGAAGAGGCCAACAUCGAUAGCUUGGGUAGUCAGUUAGGAAUUAUACAGGGUGACAUAGCGAGAGCUCUCAAGACCAACAUGAGAUACGAACAGGUCACCAGUAGAGGAACCCAUCUCAUGCUGAUACAAUGGAGAGAAGGUGUUUCCCGAGAAGAUGAACGGAUUGAACUAAGGAGGGCGCUUGUGGCUGCAAAGUUGUUAGACCUUGCUGACCAUUAUUUUCCACAAGAACCAAGGACAACGUAUCGUUAUUAA
Molecule: messenger RNA, 3651 nt
Organism: Strongylocentrotus purpuratus (purple sea urchin)
Lineage: Eukaryota; Metazoa; Echinodermata; Echinoidea; Camarodonta; Strongylocentrotidae
Product: myosin-11-like
Exons: 10
Coding region: 1-3651 (1216 amino acids)
Biological process (GO): protein ubiquitination
Cellular component (GO): BRCA1-BARD1 complex
Source: RefSeq, a predicted model, not a curated record